AUGUCGGACAGCCCAGCCAGAAAAAUUCAGCGAUUGGAGUUUCUUAACACUGAUACGAAAUCAUGCAAAUGUGGAGAGACUAUUGAGCGCCUUGAGAAGAUUAUUUCGGAUCUCACCGAACAAGUUAGUUCCUCUCGAGUCGAAACAAAAGAGGCUCUCGAAAAAGUUGUGGAUGAAGUAAGGACCUUAAAAGCUGAACAAAAAGUCAUGGAAAAAAAAAUAGAGAUCCUUGUAGAAGCUUCUUCGGAGCAAACAGCCUCCAUUAAAGGGAUGACCAAGGACCAUGGACAGAUGCAGAAGUUGGCAUGUCAAUUUCCUAUUCAGACCGUAGAUGAUCUGAUUGAGGUUAAUUCGAAUAUAAACAUCGCUAACCGAGAGCUCUAUAUCCAUGCAAUAAAAAAUUUAAUAUUAAAUGGCGGGAUACUAAAAAACUUAAAAAAUAUUUUAGCCAAUGAAGUGGUCUUGGCGUAUAAUGUGGAUGGCGUUCAGCGCAAAGCGUCCUUAAGAAAAGAUGACAAUUUCUUUGGCGUUAUGAUCGAUGCAAUAACUGCAGUCGGCGGUAUUGGCCCAGCUGAGGAACAAUUGAGAAAGGCCCUGCAGCUCCAAAAAAAGAGAUAUUUUAAAAACUCGUGCUGCCUAAAAGCAAUUAAAGAACAAACCCCAAUAGAAUAA
Molecule: messenger RNA, 672 nt
Organism: Drosophila albomicans
Lineage: Eukaryota; Metazoa; Arthropoda; Insecta; Diptera; Drosophilidae
Exons: 6
Coding region: 1-672 (223 amino acids)
Source: RefSeq, a predicted model, not a curated record